AUGUUCCUCUUCCCUCAUUCCUCCAUCCGUCUCUCGCUCCCAACCCUAUUUGCUCCGGAACCACCGCCGCCGCCGCCGCCGUCUCAACCAUCGCGGCCCCCACGCUUUCGGUUCUGUCCUUCCGCCCUCAGCCAUUCCACUUCCGCGCGCCACUCUCCUUGCGCGCGCCACUCCCCCUCCGCGCUCUAUUCCCCUCUCCGGUCCCCGCUGCUUGCGCGCACCCUUCUCUUCCUUCCGCCACGCGCUAGCGGCUCUCCUACCCCUCGUCCUGCUAACAUCAAUUCUUCUCUCACAGAUAGCACCGACGUGAUCGUAAAGACCAAUGUACGCCUCUCCCUCCGCCUCCCCGCCCUCCCCGCCCUCAUCGCCUCUCCCCCUCUCACAGACACCACCGACGUGAUUCUAAAGACCAAUGUACGCCUCUCCUCUCCCCCCGGCCCCCCUCCCCCGCGCCCGAGUGUCGCCGUGCCUCCCGCUCUCCCCCCGCGCCUCCCGCACUGCCCCCUGCGCCUCCCACGCACCCACGCCCCCUAG
Messenger RNA from Closterium sp. Naga37s-1, 534 nucleotides. Lineage: Eukaryota; Viridiplantae; Streptophyta; Zygnematophyceae; Desmidiales; Closteriaceae. The record is from the annotation of a GenBank genome assembly.